UUCCUUUCGAAACAAAGAUUCGUGGUCCUAAUCCUAAUUAGGGUUUAUAAGUUUAAAACCUUUCAUCACUGAUCGUUAAAAUUUUCCCGCGAAAGAUGGAUCCUGAUGGACAACGAACCCCAGCCAGCGCAUCGGCAGUGAUGGCUUCACUUCUAAGCAAGAGAGCCAAGCUUCUCGAAGAGCUACGUAACAUUGAACGACAGGUCUAUGAUAUGGAGACAAGUUAUUUACAAGAUCCAAGCCAAUGUGGCAAUGUAUUGAAAGGUUUUGAAGGGUUCUUAUCUUCAUCUAAGAACACUGCACUCUUGAAGCGGUCAAGGAAGUUCCAGCCUGAAGAUAGGCUCUUCUCUUUAUCUUCAGUCACCUCACCAGCAGCUGAAGAGCAAGCAAUUGGACGAGAUGAUGGGAGAUCAGACUGUGGUCCAGGUCGGUCUAAGGGUGGAGGUAUCUUUGGGAAUGGGCAAGGUAAACCAAAGAAGGGAAGAGGCGCUUCAAGAGACGCAAAAAGAAUCAGGCAUUCAAGUGAAGAUUUUGACUAUGAUGAUGAUCCUGAUGUGACUUUGUAAAAUUGGCAUGUUCAUUGCCCCUUUUGUGCGAGAUCUGCUGCAGCUGGAGCCUGAGGCAGAUUGUUUUUCACUUAUAAGAUCCUGUUAAUGGCAGAAAUUACAAUUGCUCGGGCAAGGAAAAACUUCACUUGACUGAUGCAAAAAGGAAUCAUGAACUAACUAUAAUGAUCUGAGAGGCUGUUCCUUCGGCAGAUACUAUGUUAAUGGUAAUAUGGUAUAUUUCAUGGCUUCAGUUGCCUGACUUGAUUCUUAUUUGUUUAAUUUAUAGAGAAAGAUUGAAGGAUGAAGUUCCCUUAUAAUUUGUGUUAGGUUGGAGCUUUAUGAACAUUGUCUGUAGCAGCAAGGACUAUUAAUGUUUGUUCCCGCUCUGAAAGCCAGGUUGAAGUGCACUCAAAUUUUAACCAA
This is a messenger RNA of Pistacia vera, 971 nucleotides long. RefSeq names its product chromatin modification-related protein MEAF6-like. Gene Ontology annotation, cellular component: histone acetyltransferase complex. Lineage: Eukaryota; Viridiplantae; Streptophyta; Magnoliopsida; Sapindales; Anacardiaceae. The coding region runs from base 96 to 566 and encodes 156 amino acids. The record is from RefSeq and is a predicted model, not a curated record. The transcript is spliced from 7 exons.